CACUUUAAAGCAAGCAUUCUUUGAGCUAAAAUAGUUCCUAAGAAUCCACUUUUUUCUUUCAAAUGUGUUGUAUAAAACUGUUUUGCGCCUUGUGGGUUGGAUUGUUCAUUGAUGAAUUACAAAAAUAUAUCAAUUAUAGAAAGAAAGCAGAGAAGAAAAUGGUGGACUGGGCACCUGUUCUACUUGGGUUGAUGUUGUUCAUACUGCUGUCUCCUGGUCUUCUGUUUCAAAUACCAGGAAACACCCGCCAUGUUGAGUUUGGGAGCUUCACCACAAAUGGCAAGGCCAUUCUUGUCCACACACUCAUUUUCUUUGGCAUUUUCACCAUCCUCAUAUUGGCUUUUGGCAUCCACAUCCACACUGGCUGAUCAAACUUAGCACCUUGCAGUUUGGAUAAGAUU
Messenger RNA from Prunus mume (Japanese apricot), 401 nucleotides. RefSeq lists its product as uncharacterized. The record is from RefSeq and is a predicted model, not a curated record. NCBI's taxonomy places the organism in Eukaryota, Viridiplantae, Streptophyta, Magnoliopsida, Rosales, Rosaceae.